This is a messenger RNA of Oryzias latipes (Japanese medaka), 4217 nucleotides long. RefSeq names its product CCR4-NOT transcription complex, subunit 4a (gene cnot4a). Gene Ontology annotation, cellular component: CCR4-NOT complex. Gene Ontology annotation, biological process: protein ubiquitination. The record is from RefSeq and is a predicted model, not a curated record. Gene Ontology annotation, molecular function: RNA binding; ubiquitin-protein transferase activity; metal ion binding. NCBI's taxonomy places the organism in Eukaryota, Metazoa, Chordata, Actinopteri, Beloniformes, Adrianichthyidae.
CCGCUCCCUCCUCCCUACUAUAAUGCUAGCUAAGAUGGUGGUUUGAGCGUAAUUUGUCUCAACAAUACCAAGAAAAGAAAGGGGCAAAACAUCUUUACAACCUUUUAAUUACAGCAGAACAGCACAACUACUGUUAUAUUAAGUGUCCAUUUAGAUAAAUUGUGACUUUUCUGUUAGAUUGGCUUUUAGUCCCCGCCCAAUUUGGUGUGACUCCUUUGGAGUGGAAUCCUAAGCUAAAUACGGACAGGCCCUGUGCUCUGUGACCAGCCUCAGUGCCCACUUGUGCUACACCGUAGGAUGUCCCACAGCCCCGAAAUAAAGGACGACCCCAUGGAGUGCCCUCUUUGCAUGGAGCCACUAGAAAUUGAUGAUGUCAAUUUCUUUCCUUGCACCUGUGGCUAUCAAAUCUGCCGCUUCUGUUGGCACCGCAUCCGCACAGAUGAGAAUGGCCUCUGCCCGGCCUGCAGAAAGCCAUAUCCAGAGGACCCUGCAGUGUACAAGCCUCUGUCACAGGAGGAGAUCCAGAGGAUAAAGAAUGAAAAGAAGCAGAAACAGAACGAGAAAAAGCAGAAGGUGACAGAAAAUCGCAAGCAUCUGGCCAGUGUCAGAGUGGUUCAGAGGAACCUGGUUUUUGUGGUGGGGCUCUCGCAGCGACUCGCUGACCCUGAGGUCCUAAAACGUCCUGAAUAUUUCGGGAGGUUUGGGAAAAUCCAUAAAGUGGUUAUCAACAAUAGUACAUCUUAUGCAGGUUCACAGGGGCCCAGUGCCAGCGCUUAUGUCACCUACAUCCGCUCUGAAGAUGCUCUAAGAGCAAUACAGUGUGUCAACAAUGUGGUUGUAGAUGGCAGAACACUUAAGGCUUCUUUAGGAACAACAAAGUACUGCAGUUACUUCCUCAAAAGUAUGCAAUGUCCAAAACCUGAUUGUAUGUAUCUACAUGAACUUGGGGAUGAAGCGGCUAGCUUUACUAAGGAGGAGAUGCAGGCUGGGAAACAUCAAGAGUAUGAACAGAAACUCCUCCAAGACCUCUAUAAAAUUAACCCAGGCUUUCUACAACCUCCAAGUUGUGGAACAGAAAAGUCAAAGAAUAAACCCAACUCCACACAGAGAAGCAACAGUAGUAAUGGUAAAGAUGGGUGGCCAACACUUUCAGGACAUAGCAAGCUGCCAAAUGGGCUUUCAGAAGAUCGCAAGUCUCCUCCGCUUCUAGAUUAUCUAGAUCAAGAAGCUAACAAUUCAGAUGGGCUAGAAACAGAGUUGGGCCCUGGCCAGCUUACGGCCAUGUCCCCCUUUCCCUCCAACUGUGAUAGCAACAGUCCAAAUGAUAAGCCUUCAGAAUCAAUUGGUAUGGUCAAUGGAGAUACUAUACAACAGAUUCCCACCAGUGACUCCCCCUCCCCUCCCCCGGGUCUAACUAAGCCCGUGUUGGUGGUGCCCAUAAGCAUGUCGGACCUCCCGGCCCGCUCGCCCUUUGAGGGUGCAUCCGCUGAGUCUCAGUCCCUCUUUUCAGACAACAGCAACUUCAAACAUCCCAACCCCCUCCCUGCCGGACUGCCCCCUUUCCCCAGCUCCCCCCGCAGCAGUUCUGAUUGGCCCAUGGCGCCUGAACCACAGAGCAUCUUCACAUCAGACACAAUACCAGUGUCUUCUUCUACAGACUGGCAGGCAGCCUUCGGUUUUGGCUCCUCCACCAAGCAGCAAGACGACGACCUAGGCUUCGAUCCGUUCGACGUCACCCGCAAGGCUUUGGCCGACUUGAUAGAGAAGGAGCUGUCGGUGCAAGAUCAGAGCCCCCUGUCCCCCGGGCCCCUCACCCAGGGGGCCAACCACGGUCCAAACAUGCUACAACCCAACCCCAGCAGUUCCCACCACUUCCCCAGUGGCCUGCCACGCUUUCAUCAGCUUCAUCACAGACCCAUGUUCAGCUUCCCCAGCAGUCACAACAGCCAGGCCAAUCAGCAGCAGCCCCCAUCUGCCAGACACCCCUGGAUGGGCUUACCCCCACGAAAUAACAUCACACACUUGAACCACUCAGCUGGAGCUGCCUCACAUAGUAACUUCUUGGACCUGAAUCUGCCCCUUCAGCACAACACAGGGCUAGGAGGGAUCCCCAUCUCAGAAAACAGCGGCUCUAUAGACGGCUUAAAUGUGAAAGAGUGGCAGGACGGCCUCAGAGCUCUUCUACCCAAUAUCAAUAUCAACUUCGGCGGCCUCCCCAACUCCUCCUCCUCUUCAUCCUCUUCGUCCUCCAACAGUGUUAACCACAUCGGUGGGCCUCCGGGGCCAGCAGGCAUUUCACACAGUCUGAGCUGGGACGGCACAGCCAGCUGGAUGGAUCCGGCCAUCAUCACAGGUAGAAAUAGCUGCAUCCCAGCCUCAGCAGGCAACAGUUUAGACUGUCUCCAAGACGACAACCCACCCCACUGGCUCAAGUCCCUGCAGACACUCACAGACAUGGACGGCCCCGCCAGCUCAGCCGUGCCCCCUCCCCAGCCCCUUCACAGCAACCUCCUCGACGGUCACCUCCCCCUCCACCACAGAGCCGCCAGCGGCUGGGCUCCCUACCUGCCAACUCCCACAGCCAACCCAGUCAGCCAGUACCACUCCCCCCCACCAGGCUUCCAGACCGCCUUCAGACCCCCAGGACAGCCCGUCACAGAGCUACUACAGAGUGCGGCUGUGGAUCGCCACUGAGCACAGACUGCAGCAGACACCCAUCCAUUCCCCCCACCACCACGAUCUACCCACCGAUUCUGUAACCCCCCCCCCCCCCCCCCCCCCCCCCCCUCCCAAUGCAAAACACACCAAUCUGCAGAGAACGAAAAUUAACAAAGUAACAAACUUGCUUUCUUCUUUUCUCUUCCUCCUUCCUUCGUGUCGACUCUGAAACCCUGUUUGUUUUUUGUUUUAUGGCACACAAAUAAUCCCUACCCUCCGUCUGCUGCCAUCACCACUCCUUAGGCAUAGUUUUGGGCAUAACACGGGAUUCAAUGUGUAGCUUAGUGUCAUCAGAGAGCGCAAGAAUCGGAAUAGCGUGAAGUGCCCAGUGGUAACACAAAUUAACUCCUCAAACUGGCAAGGAAACAAUUAGCAGAGUGGAGGUCUCUUUAAAAAACAACAACUGAUGAUUAAGCAUGAAAACAUUUUUUUUUUUUGGAAAGUUGAAGUCAGGGUUAGUUUUCAAGACAAGAAGCAAGCUGUGAAUCUGCUCUUUGAAGCUUUUCCCCAAAGAUCGUCGUCAUCCCCACUCUAAAAAGAGACUGUGAAACGGUUCGAACUUACAGAUGUGGUAUAAACUCAAUGACGUAAAAGAAAUCAGAGAAGUUGGCACUUUUUUUCUUUCAAAUAAAAUCAAGAGAAGUUCAGAUUUAGCUUGAGGGUGAAUAGAAGGCAACACCAAUCAGUGGAGGGCGCAGGCUAUGCAUUGGCUCCCUGUUCAGUAGGUGUACAAAUGGCCUGCCUGGAAGGCCACUUUGCUCAUACUCCCUGUAGUGUGGGGCUUCCACUUGCCCCAUCCAGCUGGAGGGAGAUUUCUUUUUUGGUUGCUGAACCUCUGUAUCAGAGGGUGGAGCACAAACCUCAACCACAGGGAGCCACGGCGGUGGGAGAUCUGGCACAAAACCACUAGGAGCCCUAGGGUUAGACUCACUCACAGUGCCACUGUGUGGCACCUCCGGUAGUUAGCCCUAACAUGGACAGCCUCUGCAUCGAUGGGACGGUGACUGAUUGAGAGAAGAUAUCUGCCAGCUAAAUGGGGUUAACGGUUCACGAGGCCUUAAAAAAAAAGGUGAGAAAAAGCUGGAGGCGUGUCUGUGACUGCUGAAAAAAUAUGCAAGCCUGUAUGUGACUUCGGCAGCUGAAUGCGAGCGCGCAUCCCAACAGAAGACGAUACCAAGUACUGUAGAAAGGAAUCAAAUGAGAUCAUUUGCUAGCAAAUCCUUCCUCUGACCUCCACCAUCCCUUUUAUUCUUGUUUCUUUUCUUUACAAAGUCUUAACUCUGAUUCCUGUUGACACUCCCCCCCCCCCCCUUAACAGUAUUUCACAAAAAUGAACAAAGUCGUCCAGCAGAGAAACCAACAGAGUCAUACAGUGGGUUUUAACAUAUUUUGCGAGGAAAAAAAUAAAAAAACAACAACUCGGAGGCGCUUAAAGAACGUGAACUUUCCUCUGCAGGUCUGAAUAAAUGAACCUUAAAUAAACUGAAAACUCAGCUACA